Messenger RNA from Acanthoscelides obtectus, 672 nucleotides. Lineage: Eukaryota; Metazoa; Arthropoda; Insecta; Coleoptera; Chrysomelidae. The record is from the annotation of a GenBank genome assembly.
AUGACUUUUUCCCUUUCCUCGCGUACUUUGCCUAAUCUAAACUGCAUUAAGAUUCAUGACUCAUAUUGUGACUUUGCACCUCAGUGUGCAUGUAGCAAAUAUAUAAAUAAGAAAUCGAGCUUGAAAUAUCUAGGAACAAUUAUAGAUGAACUUCUUACUUGGAAAGAUCAUGUUGAGUAUGUUACAACAAAGAUUAGAAAACUUAUUCACAAAUUUUAUGAAUUAAGGGAAAUAUUAGACUUCAGAACUCUUAAAACAGUUUAUUUUGCUUUAACAGAAUCUGUAAUUAAUUAUGGUUUCGUAGUUUGGGGAAAUACAAGUUUAGCAACGUUAUCCAAGUUACAGGUAGCUCAGAAAUGGAUCAUAAAAAUUAUGCUUUUCAAACAGAAACGAUAUUCAUCUGAACUUGUUUUUAGAGACAGUAAAAUACUGAACCUAGAGCAGCUCUAUUUAAAAUCACUUAUAAGAUUUAUGAUGAAAUAUGAUUUCUACAAAGAAUACUUACAGCAUGGCCAAAAUACAAGAACUUGCCAGAGUCACGUUUACUGUAUAGGUCCAAAAGUUUAUAAUGAUGUGCCAAAUAGUAUUAAGAGAUUGAGAUAUUCUACUGUUAAAAAGGAAUUAACAAGAUGGAUUAUUGAUAGUCAAUACGCCAUUAAUUAUGUAAUAUAA